UCGUGAAUACAUGUGUGCGUGUGUGGGUGGGGUAAUUUUAUUAAGUUUAAUUCCCGGUUUUAAUGCCAAUUUGUUUGCCAUCUAGAAGAAUAUGUGUUACCAUUUAAAAGACAUAUCUCUAUCGAUUUUUGUGUUUUGUGUAUUGCUCGGUAAAGUGUUUAAAUACUUGUACCUAUUGAAUUCGUUGACUUAGAGAUUUCGCAAAAAACAAUCAUACAAAGGUACGCUGAGUCGAGGCUAUUUAUCUAUUUCAAACCAGUUAUAUAUAAUCAUGUUGCAUCACAUGUGCUUCAAAAAUUUCGUCCAUUUCAAAGAACACCAAACUUUGAAAUUUCAGCCUGGUAUCAACAUUCUUGUUGGGCAAAAUUCAUCAGGCAAAACCAGUAUCCUCGAAAUGAUUCGACGGUGCAUGACAAAACGCAUAAACAAUCACGUGACCAGUUCCUAUGACGAAUCGAGGGAAGCUUACCUUGUGUGCAAAUUUGAUAUAACCUCAUACUAAGGUGAACUACUUCAUUCUUUGGACAAGAAACCUGCUGUGCAGCAAUUAGGGGACCGACAAGACCCGAUGUACCUUCUUUCUAUAGUGCAAAAAAUUCCAUUCAAUGGACGUGUUAUUUGGAAAAAAUCUGUUUGUUUCAAAAGAGACGAUAAGGUCACAGUACUAGUUGGAUAUUACAACGUGGAAAAAGACAAUAUUUUGUCCAGCGAAGAUAAUGUAGAAUUUUUCAUGGGCGAGAUUGAUUCUCUCUGGAUGCUGGAUGACGCUGAUUCGGUAAAAGACAAUGAGGGACAAAUAGUAAAAGACUUGAAUAAAAUUGAUGCAAAAAAUGACAAUCGGUUUAAACAAUUGGACUCUUCUAGUAAGUUGCUAGACGAGAUUUUAGAAAUAAUAGAGAAAAGGUACGUUUCCACUACCCCCAUGAGAUCUAUAAACUCUGUCCAGUGGAGUAGAAGCAGGCAAAGGUCUUCAGAAGAAUCUGCAAACUGUAAAGAGGCCGUAGAAAGAGCAGAAAUCUUGCAAACUUUGCUAAACAAUAAAGAAGAAGUAGACUGUAAAAGGGCAGAUGAAAUCUUUGAGGAAAUUACGAGACCUUUAGUUUAUAAGUUCUCUAAAACCGGCAGUGAUAUAAUUAUUGAACAUAAAAAUGAUAACCCACCAGAAACAAAACGGGUGCCUCUCUUAAAAACACCUGAAGGAAUUAUAGAAGCACAACAGCUGGCUUUGUUAUUGGCACACAGAGAAUUUAAAACCCUGUGUUUCGAAGAACCCGAUAGAGGCAUGCAUCCUAAAAUGAUUGAGCAACUUUUACAAACUCUGACAGAAGAAACCGGCAAAACAAUUCUAGUUGUUACCCAUAGUCCAUAUUUUAUAAAUCAUAUCACUGCCGAGUUAACCCACGUUUGCGUGCGGCGAAGAGAUGAUGAUUCCGUUAAAAGUGUACACAGUGUACAACGCUUUUUAGAGAAUGCUAAAGCGUGUAAAAUUACUGACACAGAUGAACUCAAGAAAAUUGUCUUUUCCUCUCAGAUUCUUUGCGUAGAGGGUAAAACGGACAAAAUUUUUGUACAGGCAAUUUUUGAACAUAUGAAGAAAACGAUGGGUAUGAAAUCUAUACCUGCUCACCAGAUAAUCGUAAUGAACUCUAAUACGCUUUUUCAAGCAGUGUAAAGUAUAUGUGAAUCUUUGAAUGUGAAAUGUGUUGUACUUUUAGAUAGAGAUGCUAUCAUUAGGCCUCAACAAACGCGAAAAGGAAAAGUUCCAAGAGGUUCAUCAAAUAACCAAGAAGAGACCAUCAAAGAAAUAAGAUUAACAGGAAUUACAAGUAAAGAAGACGAAAAUAUUCUCCAAAAAUGGGAAGGUAAAAGUCUACAGAAAUUUGAAAGUGCUGGAACUUACGAAAUCCUUUUUAAAAUUCUUGCAGACAAAGAUAUAUUCAUCUGGAAAAAUGGUAAUCUCGAGGAUACUAUUAGAUCUGUUUUUACAGGCGGUUCAUUCUUUGAGAUGUUUAAAGAAGAUUUAGAAAAAUUGACCGUAAGUACAUUUGAUAAAGAAAAACUUUCCAAAUUAGCGAAGGAGAUGUGUAAAUCAGAUGAAAUUCAACGUUUUCUGGAUUUUUUUAAAUCAAAAGAAAAAAAAUGAUAAAACAAAAGAAGUUAUUUACAAAAGGUCAAACGAUCAGUGAUGACGAUUUGGAAGUUGCUAUUAACGAAUCUAAGGGUCAAACCAUGUGAUGUUGUAACUAUCUACCUCUAGAAAGAAGAAUUAAUGGACGUUAAAUAGAAUACUUGUAAGUGAUAUUAUUGUUCCAAAAUGACAAUUUCGAUCAGGAAAGUCAAUUAAGAAUGUUUAGCAAGAUAAUCCUAUCGAUUAUAUCAUUUGCUAUUCAAACUCAUUUGUAAGUAGGUUCUAACUAUUGAGCACGGCAAUGUUCUAUUUCAGGGUAUUUUUAUAACGUUAAUCUAUUUUAUAAUCAUAACGCUUUAUUCACUGCUACUUUUUAUUAAUGUAUCUACUUAGAGCUUAUUUACUGUAUUCUUCUGUUUUGAAAAUCAU
Molecule: messenger RNA, 2557 nt
Organism: Magallana angulata
Lineage: Eukaryota; Metazoa; Mollusca; Bivalvia; Ostreida; Ostreidae
Exons: 2
Coding region: 569-1672 (367 amino acids)
Molecular function (GO): ATP hydrolysis activity; ATP binding
Source: RefSeq, a predicted model, not a curated record